GUUCAGUGUGUGCGUGAGUGCGGAGGCGACAGUCGACGAACCGGGAGCCGCAGUAUAUUCCUCGACUUUUUGUCUUAAAAAAACAAACCUUUUUAAAUCUACAACCGGUAAUUAACACCACAUACACUGUUAACACAUACUGUUUCGAGUGUUGCUGAAUGAAAGUGAAUGCUACAGCCGCCUUUACGGCUAAGGCUAAUGCUAAUGCUAAGGAGUAGGCCUCUGCUGUGCUAAAAACCACCCUUUUAGCGGCAUGUUACAUAAUAUAAGGCUCAUUUUACACACAGGCAUCGGGUUUUUUGUGCCAAACUAACGAUUCACGUAAGCUUUACUAAUUAUCCUAAAAGGUUUUAGCGUAAUAGUAGCUCGUUUAAAUUAGCUUUAGCUUUGAGCUUCUUCUUUGUGUUAUGCAACAGUAAAUAACUCGUUGACCGUUGUUGUUUAUGACCUCGACUUGUGCACUAAAUAAACUGGGUUUAUUGUAAUUUGGAAGAAAAAGUAGACUCAAACUUGCCUUCUAGGUUAUUUAAAUCGAAGCUGAAGAUUAUUAAGUGUUGGUGACUUCAUUUUGCACCCGUUUGUAUCAUAUUUUAUUCUUCCUUCCUUCAGUUUAAGCGCAGCUUUUAUGUUAUUUAAGAUGAAUAAAGCUGCUGAAGCCUCUCAGAAACAAGCCAGGCCUGGACUCUCUCAUGCUGCCUCUUUAGUUUCUCUUUGUUGUGGUCUAGAUACUUGAACUACGUAAAUGUGUCUAUAGAUAGAUCAUGUAAUAAGUCAGUGUAGAGACAAUGUGACCUGACCUGGAGCGAGUUGUUGCCGUGUGGAAAUGUCAUCUCUGCUGUAUUUGUGCUGUUUGUCUGUCUCUUAAUAACCCAUUUUCAGUUCUGCGGGGAGUGUUGUUUUUUUUUUUGAUUGAUUUGUAGGUUUAAAACCACCCUCUCUGAGGAUCUUUGGAUGUGGAUAGCUUGUCCCCCUCCCCAAAGCGAAUACAGAAAGUGGCAGAAGAUUUUUUUCCUCCUCUUCAGCCCUAGUAAUCAACAUCUGUAGAUACCCAUUUUUUUUUACCCCCCUCUCCCCACUUCCACUUCCACUGCCAACACCCAAACGCCACCGAGCCCCGAGAAGAAGCUGAGGAUUUUUCAUCCGCCCACCUGCCACCCCACCUUUCUCCACCUUUCUCUACUUUUUUUUUUGGUGCCACACCAAUUUAAGAUUUUUACCCCCCUCUCUUUUUUUUCUUGUCUGGCUAUUUAUGUCCCCCCCCGCCCCCCCGCGCCUAUUUAUUUAUUUCAUUAUUCGCCCCAAAUUGAUAGUAAAGGAAAAAAAAAAAAUACCCAAAGGACUCUAUUGCAUCCGGCAUCCGUAAUGUUUUAGCAGUCUGGCGGAGAUUAAGAUGUCUCAGAGAGUCUCAGAAAAAAAGGGAUGUCGUAGGAAGACGAGUGUCUCUGGGCGACCCACCCCACUUUUCCUCUUAUCUCAUGGAUCAAGUGUUCCUUCAGGACUCUAUACCACCUCGGAGACACCCUACCAGAAGGGCACUGGAGAGGGAGACCCCUUCACAGCCACCUCAGAGCGCGAGUCCUGUUGGCCCUGGAGAGAACCAGCUGCUGGGCUAAAAGCUCAUAACGCCACUAAAAACCGCAGAGCAGUUCUACGAUGACCAACCAUGGAGACGACUGCUAUUUCUUUUACUAUUCCACCUGCACUAAAGGCGACAGCUGCCCCUUCAGACACUGUGAGGCAGCGAUGGGCAACGAGACCGUCUGCAGCCUCUGGCAGGAAGGACGCUGCUUUCGUGCCGUCUGCAAGUUUCGCCACAUGAAAAUCACAAAAAACCGGAAGGAGAUAGCGUGUUACUGGGAGAACCAGCCGGCGGGCUGCCAGAAGGCUCACUGCGCCUUCUCCCACGAAAAGCCACGCUUCAUUGAAGGCAUCUUCAUGCCCCCGGACAAAAGUCUGAACAAGAAUGAGGAAGUGCAACAGGAAGAAACGCCCCCCCCUCCCGCUGCCACCCUCCCCACCACAGCUAAUCCUCAGCUCCGCGGCGUCAUCAAGACGGAAACUCAGGAGCCGGUACCGAGCCCCACCCACCCGCCGGUGGUGAUAAACCCAGCAGACGACGACGAGGACGAAGACGACCAGUUCUCGGAGGAGGGAGAAGACGGCAAGUUUGGCCCUUCUCCAAGAAAGCUCCCGAAAUCAGAUGAUUCCCUGAACUUCGGGGUGAGCACCUUGGAGGAGAUCCGUCUCAGGAAGGCCCUGAAGGCCAGCAUGAAGAAAGCCGGGUACCCCAUCCAGAGUGCCGAAACUUCCAACGCCAAUGGAGAAGGCCUUUUCCGGCCUUCCGCCUUUGAGUCCAGAGAUGGACCAGUCUUUGAAGGACCUGGUGCAGCAAGAGGCAGCGUGAACGAAAGACUUGGAAGGAAGAUUCCCAGCACUGACGUGAAAAGUGGAGACGGCGUCUGGCUGAAAAGGAGUCUGGCUGAGCGUCUUGGCAGAGUCGUGGAUCCGGAAAGACCGUCGACACCCCCCCAGAAAUCUUUGAAGCCCAUAAAAGAAAGACUCGGAUUAAAGUCUGGUCCUGCUGCACCUGCUCAGUCAGCUGAGACGAGUGCAGCGCCAGACAAAGCUGCUGAGCCCAUUCGCAUCAAAACCCUGGAGGAAAUCAGGCAGGAGAAGGCGGCGAAGUCUCAGAGCCAGAACGACAACUCUUCAAUGGAGACACCAGAAGUUACCGCGUCCAAAUCUGCAGCCACCAGGGGCGUGAAGCGAGCCGCCACUGCGAAAGGUUCGCCCGACGGCCGCCUGAAAACCUUUUCCGAGGCCAUCCGGGCCAAGAAGAAGAGGCAGGAGGAGAAACAGGAGCUGGGCCCCGGCUCUAAAAAGGCCAAGCACACGGCGGCGGAGAACGCUCCGGGCAAGAAUCAGGCGGAGUCGGGUCCCGAGGGCACGAACAAGGGGGAGGUUAGAGUAAAGACCCUGGAGGAGAUUCGCAAAGAGAAAGCAGCAAGGAUCCAGGCUCAGCAGGCCAAGGAGGCUGAAGCCAAGAAAAGCUCCGACACCGAGGAGAACGGCAUCAAGAGGCCUCGUUUACUUCACGUCAAAAAGCCGACCUCCCAAUGUAUCAUCACAACAGAGAAAAGUUCUGAAGUGACAGAGAAGCCACUGAAAACGUCUGCUACUGCGUCGGAGCCGAGCUACAACGUGAAGGUCAAGACCUUUGAAGAGAUCAUGCAGGAGAAACGUCUUCGGAAGCAGGAAAUGGACGAGCAGACCAAGACCUCGGCCGAAGCUGAGCCGUCUCAGAACCGGACCAGCGCCGCCGCCGCUGGCUCCCUGAAGAGGAACGCGGCCGCCUCUAAAAUCAGCCUCGCAUCUCCAGGCUCCCCUUCAUCCACGACUCCCGCCCCGGACUCCACCCAGAACCCCGUCCGUAAACGGGUCCCCCUGAAAGGCAAAGCUGCUUCAUCUCUGAAGAGCACAACUGCUCCCGAUGCCACCGCCGCCGCCGCCUCGUCGACUGUGGGUCCGGACUCUGAGGCCGAGUCCCGGAGCAGCUCGGGGGAGGUCACGGACAGAAACACUAGAAUCUCCAGCACACUGUCGCCGGUGAAGCAGAACAAAACAGCUGCUCCAGGUCCGGACUCGGACGCCCCCCCUGCUGCUAAAACACAGAACAAUAAUCAGAGGAAACCCACAGAACGUACAGCAGACACCAAAGUGAGGCCCAAACUGAAUGUGAAACCCUCUGUCGUGAAACCUGCAGUGCAGGUGAAGCCGGGCCAGAAGAGGAAGGCGGCGGAGCGAUCAGCUGUAGCUGCUGUUAAGCCUCUAAACAGCGCCUCCACAGCGCAGGAGGAGCCACUGCAGGAAACGGUGUUCCCAUCCAUCAGUGCAGAGGCUCACCUGGUCUCCGCGGUGCCUCGUAGUCCCACCACCCUGCAGGACAACGGCUCCAGUCCCCCGAGAGAAGAGCUUCAGACUGUCCCCGACUUCAACGAGAGUCCGGCUCAAGACAAACGAACGGCCGCCAGCACAGUCCCCCAAAGCCCAGUCCGAAAGACUCCCACGCAGCCCAAAUCCAGGAGGCUCAGCGUGGCAGCGUCCCGCGUCGCCUCCACCUCCGCCAUGGACGACUUCGAGGACCUGAUCAACGAGUUCACGGACGACCACCUGGAGGACGACGUGGACCCUGGAAUCGGAGAGGACGUCCUUCUCCGUGAGCUGUCGGAAAUGAUCGACAGUUGAGGAACAGUCGACGGCCAUCGAGACGUUUUCAAAGACGUUUUGUUCUUAAACACCGAUUUUAAUUUUAAAGCUCGUGUUCAUAUUAGCUGUUCUUGACAUUUUAGUCGUCUUCUCUCACAUACCAACUUCUUUCAUUUCCCUUUUUCAUGUGAUCAUCAUCCGAGGACUGUGGAGUCGUUCUGCAGGGCUUUGACUUCCUUUAUCAUGUUUAUUUGUGAUCAGCAACUUUUCAGACCUUGCAAAGAAAAGAAAAAAAAAAAAAUGCUUUCAGGUCUGGUGUUGGAGUUCCCGUUCAGAUUAUCAUCCCUCAGAUUCAGUUAUUUCUGGAUGUAAAUUUGGUAAAUGCAUCAUUUUUGAGAGGAGUUUUAUCUGUAUACUGUGUAUGCAAAGGGAAGAGCAAGCUGAAUAUAGAAAUAAUGAUUACUGCUGCACUUAGCUCGCCCCCCAAACUGUGUUUUUGUUUUUAUCUCUGUGUGGAUGAGGGGGUCGUUUCUCGCCAGUUCCCAGAUUAUGACAUGGAUAUAUAUCAGUUUUAUUUAAACAGUGGCCCCGUAAGAAAAGCUGCGAAUGCGGAUUUGAGAGGAAUUUUCUUUCAAGUUGCUGUUAGGAUCAUUUUAUCCGUCGGAUGUGUGCGCUUUGUUUGUCCACGCGAAUCUAAAUGAGUGCACCUUCUGCCCCUUAGUUGUUUUUAUGUUCGAUUCAAGUGCGUAUUUGUCUUAACCAGGUCUUUCUCUGAGUCGUACUUUAAAACACACGAACUGGUAUAAAGUCUAAGUAAUGUCUGGCCUUUAUUAAUGAACACCUCAGGGAUUGUUUCUGAUGUUUGUACGUUUCUUUAGAAGAUUGAAAGUCACCAUCAUUUCACCAGUGCUGUCUCCAGUUCAUCAACCUUUGCUUUGUCCAUAUUGUUUUCCAAGAUGUUACAGUACAGAGUGACUUGUACAAAUUCCUGUGUAAAUAAAACCGUUUUAAUGAUCA
Molecule: messenger RNA, 5223 nt
Organism: Mugil cephalus (flathead mullet)
Lineage: Eukaryota; Metazoa; Chordata; Actinopteri; Mugiliformes; Mugilidae
Gene: zc3h11a
Product: zinc finger CCCH-type containing 11A
Exons: 16
Coding region: 1654-4245 (863 amino acids)
Molecular function (GO): metal ion binding
Source: RefSeq, a predicted model, not a curated record